AUGAACCGCCAGGGCAGGGACUGGCAAAACUGGAGCAAUGACGGGCUAGCAUUUACCAAUGAGCGGCGACCAUUGGUCCAUGAGGAUAAAGGCUCCUCUGGUAGCGACCCUCGUCAUCCUGGCAACCAGCACUAUUCCUGGAACCGUGGCCAGUACCAAAGGCCGCGGAACCACGAUGGUGCCAAGUACCAGGGCACAGGUCAGCCUGACAGAAGCCGUGGGCACCCCUGGAAUCAGCAACGUUCAAGGCCGGCCUGGCUUGUGACUGCUGGGGGGAAUCGGCAUCCCAAGUUUGACCAGCGAGAUGAAUCCGCUGGUCAACAAGUCUAUGGUGGAAACUCAAAUGAAAAUUACCAGAACGGUCAAAGACGACCCAAUGGCAUCUAUGAAGCAGAUGGUGAUGUGAAAAUGGUCGAUGUCUUUUCAUCGGAUGAAACAUCGGAUGCAUCACUUGGGGUACGGAACGAAUUCCACGUUCCAGUAUCUGCCAUUCAUGGACACCCAGUCACUCGAUAUUGA
Molecule: messenger RNA, 519 nt
Organism: Penicillium longicatenatum
Lineage: Eukaryota; Fungi; Ascomycota; Eurotiomycetes; Eurotiales; Aspergillaceae
Exons: 3
Coding region: 1-519 (172 amino acids)
Source: RefSeq, a predicted model, not a curated record